GGCAGGAUAUCAUUGAAUAAAAUUGAUGGCUUUGGACAAUCAGCUUUUAAUCAAAAUUGUUAGAUACUUCGUACAACCCGGCUAGAGUUUAUGAUGAAUCGUGCGCAAAAAUAAUUAAAACCGUAGCUGGAAGAUCAGUCCUGAUUCGCCGCGUGGUUGCCAAUUUUUAUGAAUUAUAAACUGAAGAUAGGAUUUGACUUAUACGAACAAAAAUGAGCAACUUUGCGUAUAAUGAAAUGACGGAAAAACUAGUUACAAAAAUCCUUGUACCAUUUGCUAACCUCAAAUCUGAUACAAUUGUUUGACUUCGCAGAAAUUGUUCAACGUGAAAUGCAGAAAGCAUCGAGGUUGAAGAGAGAACUGGCAAUGAUGGCAGAAAAUCCUCCGGAGGGUAUUUGCUGCUAUCCGAAAAAUGACAAAACUGACGUUUUGUCUGCUAAUAUCUUGGGGCCACUUGGGAGCCCUUAUGAGGGCGGAUUAUUCCAACUAGAAAUUGAAAUACCAGAAAUUUACCCUUUUGAACCACCUAGGAUGAAGUUUUUAACACCUGUUUACCACCCCAACAUAGAUGACUCAGGAAGAAUCUGUAUGGACUUGUUAAAAAUGCCACCAAAAGGAGGCUGGAAACCAACGAUAAACAUAGAAAAUUUACUGACUGCCAUUCAACUACUACUCAGUUACCCAAAUCCUGAUGAUCCACUUAUGGCUGAAAUAGCUGAAGAAUAUCGUUUCAACAAAGUGGAGUUUGAAAGAAAGGCUCGCAAAAGUACAGCGGAAAAUGCAAUGAAAAAAAGAAAAUACGAAUUUUAGAAUCUGUAUCAGAUAUUUUGGUUCAAAUGUGAAUUUUAUUUCAUAAAUUCCAUAGAGUAUAAGAAGCAACAGUAAAUUAACGUUAAUCGGUAAUAUAUAAGCACGUAGCAAUAAGCAGUUAAUUUAAUAGUUACAGAGUGUGUUGGAUCAACUUGGGUAAUUUAAUAAAGAAUUAAAAUACCAUAACUAUAUCACAUAGAAUAUUAACGAAUAAUUGUCAGAUCGAGUCAGUUUUUUAAAAUUUAAUUAAAAAUUUUUUGUAUUUUUAUUUUAUUUUAGUUUUUACGUUUUCUCAGAACAUGAAUAAAAUGCUUAAAACAUCCGUCGUCAAAUAAUUAUAUGUGCAGUAGUCAAACAGCCUUUUGAUGCUGGCUUGUCAAGCUUAUAGGAUAGGUUGAAAACGAUUAAUAAUUAUUCUUACGAAAUUACUUCCUAAUUUUCAAGAUAUAAAUGUUCAAUAAUAUUU
This is a messenger RNA of Neodiprion virginianus, 1276 nucleotides long. RefSeq names its product ubiquitin-conjugating enzyme E2 T-like. The transcript has 2 exons. Bases 331 to 810 code for a protein of 159 amino acids. NCBI's taxonomy places the organism in Eukaryota, Metazoa, Arthropoda, Insecta, Hymenoptera, Diprionidae. The record is from RefSeq and is a predicted model, not a curated record.